AUGGCUGCCUCCACCCUGUCAGUCUGCUCCAGCGACCUGCGCUAUGGCAGCCGCAUCUGCCUGCCUGGUUCCAGUGACUCUUGCAUCGACUCCUGCCAGGUGGACGACUGUCCAGAGAGCUGCUGUGAGCCCUCCUGCUGUGCCCCCAGCUGCUGCCAGUCCACCUGCUGUGCCCCCAUGAGCUGUGUGUCCAGCCCCUGCUGCCAGGUGGCCUGUGGGCCCAGCCCCUGCCAAUCAGCCUGCACCAGCUCCUGCACACCCUUGUGCUGCCAGCAAUCUAGCUGCCAGCCCUCCUGCUGCACCUCCUCCCCCUGCCAACAGGACUGCUGUGUGCCUGUCUGCUGCAAGCCUGUCUGCUGCACACCUGUCUGCUGCACUCCUGUCUGCUGCAAGCCUGUCUGCUGCACACCUGUCUGCUGUAAGCCUGUCUGCUGCAAGCCCGUGUGCUGUGUGCCUAUCUGCUCUGGGGCUGCCCCCUGCCCAGCCCCCUCCUGCUGCCAGCCCACCCCCUGCCCCUCGUCCUGCUGCAGACCCUCCUCCUCUGUGUCCCUCAUCUGCCGCCCUGUGUGCAGACCUGCCUGCUGUGUGCCCAUCUCCUCCUGCUGUGCCCCCUCCUGCUGCUAG
Messenger RNA from Artibeus jamaicensis (Jamaican fruit-eating bat), 624 nucleotides. Its product is annotated as keratin-associated protein 10-12-like. The transcript is spliced from 2 exons. NCBI's taxonomy places the organism in Eukaryota, Metazoa, Chordata, Mammalia, Chiroptera, Phyllostomidae. Bases 1 to 624 code for a protein of 207 amino acids. The record is from RefSeq and is a predicted model, not a curated record. Gene Ontology annotation, cellular component: keratin filament.